Messenger RNA from Diabrotica balteata, 836 nucleotides. The record is from the annotation of a GenBank genome assembly. NCBI's taxonomy places the organism in Eukaryota, Metazoa, Arthropoda, Insecta, Coleoptera, Chrysomelidae.
AUGUUGAAAUACGUCUGUGCCAUUGCUAUCGUACUUUUAUUAAGUACCAAUUGUAAAGCUGAUGAUGAUUACACAGUUAAAAUAACAGUGCCAAGAUAUGUAAACGUAGGAGACAAUGUUACACUUUAUUGUGAGUACCGUCCAGAUAACAUAUAUUCUGUGAAGUGGUAUAUGGGACAAUAUGAAAUUUUUCGAUUUACUCCAAAUGAAGAUCCGCCAGUAAAUGUAUUUCCACUAAACGGAGUAUCAAUUGAUAUUAACAACAGCUUAAGUAACAAAUUAGUCUUAAAAAAUCUAGAAAGCAGAGCUACUGGAAGAUAUGUAUGCGAGGUAUCUUGGGAGGCGCCAUCAUUUAAAACUGCUAUGAGAGGACAACUGAUGCAUAUAGUUGAGAAACCGGAAGGUGAAGUGGAUCUAACAAUAGAUAAUGAAAAAGCUACUUGUACAACGCCUCCAAUAAGACCACGUCCAAACAUUAUAUGGUUUCUCAACGGAGUCCAGAAUUCUGGGGGUACUCCACCAAGAACUAAACAAAAUGAUCGAGAUUUAAAAAAUUUUAGCUCUUUGUUUACCCUUAAAGGUGGUAAGGAAACCUACGACAACGCAAACUUGACAUGUGUAGUUCAAAUUGGAGAUGUCUACAAAGCACAAAAGUCAAUAACUUUGUAAAAUAGUCAUAAAUGAACGUACUUAAGAUUCAGAAGAAUAGUCUGUUGUUGGAAACCCAUACUCAAUGCUAGCGUGAAUAUAUUUGCAGCAGUUUUGAUUUAUUUUUUAUUGUAUAAUAUGUUAAAGUUUGAAUCUAUCUUAAAGUUUAAUAAAAUUUUAAAAGCAAA